This is a messenger RNA of Lachancea lanzarotensis, 3132 nucleotides long. RefSeq names its product LALA0S02e01222g1_1 (gene TTI1). The record is from RefSeq and is a predicted model, not a curated record. Gene Ontology annotation, cellular component: cytoplasm. Bases 1 to 3132 code for a protein of 1043 amino acids. Gene Ontology annotation, biological process: chromatin remodeling. Lineage: Eukaryota; Fungi; Ascomycota; Saccharomycetes; Saccharomycetales; Saccharomycetaceae. The transcript has a single exon.
AUGUCCCAUCAGCAAUCAGAACUUUUCCAAAAGGUUAGGCCAGCGUGUAUAGAGCUAUCGAGAGAAGCUUUCCUGCCAGCGAGUUCUUUCAAUCCUCAGUCUUUAACAUUACUCAAUGCUCUGCGAUCCGUAGAACAAGAACUUGAGAUACUUGAGGAAACCCAAAGCAACCUGGCACCAGCAUUUGCAGACUAUGUGUUCGUUCCCAUAGCGCACCUGUUGCAGCACCAGGGUCUUGGUACAAGCCAAACAGAAAUGGUUUUACUCAUCAUGGGCCAUUUAUUAUCGUUGUCGUGGUCAUCGGUUGGUGCAUUUCCACUAGCGUUAGCACAACAGCUCUUCCCGCUGCUCAAUUUUUUGAUAAGUAACGACAAGGAAAACAAGGAAUUGUUAGCCAAGUCCGCGGAAUUUCAGUCAGCCGGUUGUAUUGCGCUGAAUAAGCUGUUUAAAGCGUUGGCGGUACAGAAAUCUAGUGACUUCUACAACUACUUCAGUGAUCCCAAGUCUCUUCCUUCUCUGGGACACUCAGUGAUAAUUUUACUGGAUAUUUUGCGAGACAAUGACGAAAACGCGAAUCUACAACUUCAGGCUAUCGAAGCUCUACGGACAUUAUAUGUGGAGUUGCUACACGAUGGUGAAGUCAUCUCAUUCAUUUUGCCGGGAAACGUUUCUACAUUUUCAAAAUUGCUCUUGAAGCCAGGAUUAACCGUCAAGGCCAGUGUGGUGUGCUCUACAAUGGGACUUUUCGGCGCUCUUUUGUCCUUAGUAUAUUCUGACACAGGAUUGCACAUCGCCGAUCUUCCUACUCCAGAUCUACAACAACGGCUUACAGAAACAAGUCAAAAUCCAAUAGUCACCAGACAAAUUGACGAAAGCUCGUUCGGUAAUGUACAUUUGCAUAGAAACAACAAGUGGUUGAACGCAACGGCAGGCCAGGUGAAAACUGCCCUAGAGGCUGUCCUUCCAAGACUUUUGCAGAGGGAGAGCAAUAGCAUCAACAAAUCUGUCAGAGAAUUCUUGGAAACCGUACAACAAAAUUGUCAUCUAUCUCUCAAUAAUUGCCUUGAGCUCUUUGUUAGCACUUCCUUGGACGCCAGAGUAUCGCCAUCAGUGCUUUUAGGUCCGCAAGAAAACUCACAUACACUCAAACGCAUCCUCGAAAACCAAAUUUCGGAGUUCCCUAAAGCUAUACAGUUUGAGAGCGUGGAGGGCCUCAAGAGGUUUGGUUUGGCAGUAUCCGCAAUGGAACAGCAGGGUGAGCGUGAUUAUGAUAUGAUUGACAGAGCCGUGUCACAAUUGCAGCUAUCUUUCAGUGAGUACCUUGAACAGAAAAACCUGCGGUUCAGCAAAGGAAAAGUCCUGGAGCAAAGUUCACUGGUAAUCGUGGGGCAAGAAUUGUUUACUCAAACUACCCAGCUUCAACAACUCUUUCCGAAGGUGUCAAAGAGUCUUGAAGUAACACUGUCUAAUCUUUUCCAAGCCAUAGGUUCUUACUGCGGCAAAAAUGAAACAAACCGCUUGGUGAUGGGACUAUUGGCCAAGAGCUACACAGAUGAUACACGUGGAAAAGCGGUGGGAUUAUGGAUAUCGAGUCUUCUGAUCGAAGGCUCACUGAACCAAGCCAACUCGAUUGAAGAUAGUUUGGAUGAGUUUCUUGUACUUGAUGAUGACAACACUGAUGUACCAGAAGCAUGUUACAUGGUAUUACAAAGCAGUCUAGAGAUUUUGAACAGCGCUUCACAGAAUGGACGCCCGAUCACAAAUAAUGACGAAUUGGACGCCAUGGUUAGCCUUUAUGCUGUCAAGGUAAUGAACAGUUCGAUGAGGUCUGAGUUUGAAGGGGAGCUGAUCGAUGUGCUCUUUCCUGUGGUUGAUUGCUUGGCCUCAUCGUCUCCCGCAAUAAGAAACUUCGCUCAGGCAACCACUAUGGAAAUUGCACAAAGCCAUUACGGCGGUUCGGUCCGCGAUCUGAUUUGGGAAAACAUGGAUUAUUUGAUUGAUGCUAUUUCCACUAGAUUGAGCAAUUGCAUGACUCAAAGAGUCGCUACCUUGCUUAUGGUGAUCUGUCGAAUUGGGGGCUACGAAACGAUUAGAAGUUUUAGAGACGUCCUUGAAACCAUUUUUAGACUUUUGGACUACUAUCAUGGAUAUGAAGAUUUGUGCAUGGAUUUCUUUCAGUUGUUUGGUAUUGUUGUCGGUGAGAUGGCGAAAACAUACCUACAAAAGAAAACGAGCAUUCCAAAGCUUAUAGCAGGAGAAAAAACCCAAGAUGGCUUUAAAAACUGGGGAAUGCAGAAUAUGCAGGAUGUUAUGCAUUUCUUGGAUAGUUUUAAAAACUACAAGUCUGCGGACAAUCUAACGUUCGAGGAAGACGAGGCCUCGGGCCCCAGCAAUUUUGAUGGAUUUUUCAACUCCAAGUUGAGAGAAGUGGAUAGCGAUGAUGAAGACGAUGAAGAUGAAGAAUCGGAAAACGUGGAGGGGUCUCAGCAUCCUGAAAACGAGGAUGGUGCUGACAAUGACUCCAAACAAUGGAGCUCUCCAAUCCCGCGUGAUUCGUACCGACUACUUUUACAAAUUGCAGGAUACGGUGACAGACUUUUGACCCACGAAUCGCGCCCGUUGAAGGUACAGAUUCUGCAAUUGGCGUGCCAAAUAUUCCCCAUGCUUGCUACGGAAUACGACAUGCUUCUCCCGCAAAUCGCCAAGUCAUGGGACCUAAUCGUGCAAAAUUCUAUGGGUGGAGAUUUUGCCCUGGUGAAGCCAGCACUUGAGGGCAUAACAGCGAUGAUCAAAUACUCCGGUGAUUUUGUCACCAAGAGAUUUGUUGAUCUAUGGGGUGCUUACAAAAAAGGCUCCGUUCUUUUACAGAACAUCACUCGAAAACAGUUGAAUUCGGGAAAUUUAAGCGUGAAAGCACUGAAUGGGGCCAAAACACUACCUCCUAACAUCACGACAGAAGCGCACAAAUCUUUGGCCGAGAUGCUGCUCGAAGGAAUCAGCAGAACAGAACUAUUCAUAUCAGAUGUCCAGCUUAGAGAGAUGGUUCACGUCUGUCUGCUAGCUCUACCUGCCGAAGCAGUUUCAUCUCGCUCACUUACUCUUGGAGAUAUGGUGGCAUCUUUCCUUGUCUAG